Molecule: messenger RNA, 1446 nt
Organism: Haemonchus placei
Lineage: Eukaryota; Metazoa; Nematoda; Chromadorea; Rhabditida; Trichostrongylidae
Source: the annotation of a GenBank genome assembly
AUGUGCUUCUCUUAUGUAUUGAUUUACCAUGACAAGUCUCGUACAUUAGUGGCAUCUGAAGGGGGAUGGGCAGCAGCAGCGCGCAAGCAUCAAGCCAGUAUGAGGGAGUACUGCAACGUAGUAAUAACUUUCCAAAAAGAACUGUUGAAAAACAAGACGGGUAUCUUUCCCACGUUUCUUGAGCGUACAGCUGUAGGAAGUAUUGUAGAGCUACGAUACGGUGUUCUGUUCGAGAAGCAAAUCGUUUUCACCCAAAAGUUGCUAAUGGUGGAAAACGCUGGUGUAAUCGAACAGAUUCUUUUUGUAGCACCGCACGAGGAGUGGACGUUCUACACAGAUCUUGGAGAGAAGAGGGUAGAUCUGGCCAAGUCUUCACAGUACAUUGUUUACCAGAAGUUGACCACCCAAGCAAAUAUUCAUCUUAUGCAAACAAUCAAUACGCAAGAAAUACGUUGGACUCCGCAAACAUUGCACCAGUUGAGCAGUGCAUUCGGCAAGUUGCAGCAAGUAUUUGAUACGACUUGCAGGAAUUGCAAAUCUGAAGGGGAAUGGGCAGCGGCAGCGCGCAAGCAUCAAGCCAGUAUGAGGGAGUACUGCAACGUAGUAAUAACUCUUCGAAAUCGUGUAACGCGUCUGCAUAACCUUUUGUUUCACUCGCAACCACCGAGCAGGGAAACUUGGCAUGCAUACUUUCGCCAGGUUGACCGAGUGGACAAGGAUCUCCGUGAUUGCUUUGACAAUCUGGAAAGCCAUGCAAAAGGACUGCCGAAUCAACUACCUCAGAUCGAGCCUUUGAACCACCUACGCGCUGUGUUCCAGGAGGAACAGCUUGAUGUGCAAGUCGUGGAAACCGUCGAAUCCAUGAUUGAUUGUGAGAACUGGAAUGAAGGAAACUUUCAAACCUACAUGUAUUUGGGUGAGUUUCUUCGACUUCAACGCCGUCGCCCUUCAUGCAUAGUCCCACGGCCAUUGUCAUGCUCUCAUUGGGCUACUGGGAUGUCACCUCAUGCUCAAUUCGAAACAGCCUUUGCACAGUUCCAAAAAGAACUGUUGAAAAACAAGACGGGUAUCUUUCCCACGUUUCUUGAGCGUACAGCUGUAGGAAGUAUUGUAGAGCUACGAUACGGUGUUCUGUUCGAGAAGCAAAUCGUUUUCACCCAAAAGUUGCUAAUGGUGGAAAACGCCGGUGUAAUCGAACAGAUUCUUUUUGUAGCACCACACGAGGAGUGGACGUUCUACACAGAUCUUGGAGAGAAAAGGGUAGACCUCGCCAAGUCUUCACAGUACAUUGUUUACCAGAAGUUGACUACCCAAGCAAAUAUUCAUCUCAUGCAAACGAUCAAUACGCAAGAAAUACGUUGGACUCCACAGACAUUGCACCAAUUGAGCAGUGCAUUCGGCAAGCUACAGCAAGUAUUUGAUACAACUUGCAGGAAUUGCAAGUAA